Molecule: messenger RNA, 1089 nt
Organism: Parathielavia appendiculata
Lineage: Eukaryota; Fungi; Ascomycota; Sordariomycetes; Sordariales; Chaetomiaceae
Product: ribosomal protein L22
Exons: 3
Coding region: 1-1089 (362 amino acids)
Biological process (GO): translation
Cellular component (GO): ribosome; mitochondrial large ribosomal subunit
Molecular function (GO): structural constituent of ribosome
Source: RefSeq, a predicted model, not a curated record
AUGAGCCUCAGUGUGCCGUCGAGGCGGCUGCUCCGGGGUGCUUCGGCGCUCGCAACCACCCCGACGACGACAACAACGACGACCUCCUCCCUCCUCCCAGCUCUCCAAUCCCUCUCCCUUACCCCGUCCACUACUGCCCGCCCAAUUCACACGACACCCUCAAACCAAUGGUUCUGGAAACGCAACAAAACCAAAAACGAUAACUCCCUGGAGGAGCAAAUGCGUGGCACCAAAGACGCCCGCGAAGCCCUGGCCAAAUCCGUAUCCUCCCGCAUCGAAGGCCCCGCCAUCUUCGAAGACGAGAUCAAAGAAACCGCGGGCCUCACCGGAACCACCGACAAGCAAACUGGCCUCCCCGUAACCCGGGCCGGCGCGUCCCUGGUGCGCGAGCACCUCGCGCGCGCGACCGACCCCGACCCGCGCAGCCGCGUGCGCUGGGAGCGCAAGAUGCUGAUCCGGCAGGUGCAGCGUGGGACGAACCCCUUCUCGCGCGAGCCGCGGGCCGAGCGGAUCGCGCGCACCGAGCGCCAGCUGACGAGCCGCAGCCCCUGGUUGGCGACGAGCACUAAGAAGCUCGUGAAGCUGGCGCACCAGAUCCAGGGCAAGACGGUCGAGGAGGCGCUGGUGCAGAUGCGCUUCAGCAAGAAGAAAAUGGCGCAGGAGGUGCGGUACCAGCUCGAGGUGGCGCGGGAUCUGGCCAUCGUCGAGCGCGGCAUGGGACUCGGUGCCACGAAAAAUAAGAAGACGGAUGGGCAGACGAACGAGAGUGCUGCUGCUGCUGCUGGCAAGGCGGUCGAGAUCAAGACCAAAGACGGCAAGUGGGUCAAGAUUGACGACCCGACGCGCAUGUACGUGGCCGAGGCCUGGGUGAACCGUGGGCCGUGGCGCGGCAUUGUGCCUGAUUACCGCGCCCGUGGACGCAUGAACAUUAAGCACAAGCCGACGACGAGCAUCUCGAUCGUUCUCAAGGAGGAAAAGACAAGGCUUCGCGAGGCCGCCGAGCGCGAGGCCAAGAAGCUCCGCCAAGGCCCCUGGGUGCACCUCCCCGACCGCCCCGUUACCGCUCAGCGACAGUGGUACUCGUGGUAG